GAUAAUUAUUAAUUAAUUAGCAGCAUCUGUUAAUCGUUCAAUAUGGACAAAGCUAAUAAUACAAGCAGUCCAUUGAUCCAUAUUGGUCGCACCAUAAGUGCUCUUGCAAGAAAAUGUGUAUUCCAUAUACUCUCCGUCGGGCCUCUUCCAAAUCACAUUGCAUUCAUAAUGGAUGGGAAUAGAAGAUAUGCAAAAAAGCACAAUUUGGAAGAAGGUUCAGGUCACAAGGUCGGUUUCUUCGCCUUAAUGUCUAUGCUCCAGUACUGUUAUGAGCUCGGUCUCAAGUACGUGACUAUAUACGCAUUUAGCAUAGACAAUUUCAAGAGACGUCCAGAAGAAGUCCAACAUGUGAUGAAACUGAUGCAGGAAAAGAUUGAAGGGUUAAUCGAGGAAGAAAGCGUAGUGAACCGUUAUGGUGUUAGGGUUUUCUUUGUCGGAAACUUAAACCUACUCCCUAAGCCUGUAAUGCUGGCUGCUGAAAGAGCCAUGGCAGCAACAGCUGGAAACUCGAGAGCAGUUCUGUCGAUUUGUUUGGCUUAUACUUCUACGGAUGAGAUUGUUCAUGCUGUACAAGAAGCUUGUGAGGAAAAUCAGAUGAAUGGAGAAAUUAAGUUAACAGAUGUUGAGAGGCAUAUGUACAUGGCGGUGGCAGCGCCAGAUCCAGAUAUCAUUAUACGUACCUCGGGCGAAACUCGGCUGAGUAAUUUUCUUCUGUGGCAGAGUUCACAUUCGUAUUUAUAUUCGCCUUCUAUUCUCUGGCCGGAGAUCGGUUUCCGUCAUCUAUUUUGUGGUAUCUUGAACUUCCAGAGGAAUUUCAAGUAUUUGCAGUUGGAAAGAAAGAAGAAUUAGGUGAUAAUUAAACACGUUGGAAUAAGUUAAUAAGGGCAGGUUUUACAGGCAGAAGGAAAUUAGGGUUCUUGAUCGAAAACAACAACAGAAAGAAUCAUAAGCCUUUGGUUUCAGCUGAAACAGGUACACCGUUUGUUCUUGAUAUAUUAUUAUUAUUUUUAACAUUCAUGGUAGAUGAAAAUUGAAUAUGUGUGUUCAAUUGUAUAUGAUUGAUAUUGACAAACAAUUCCCAAAAUCAAUUGAGAAUUCCUAAAUGUUU
Molecule: messenger RNA, 1108 nt
Organism: Impatiens glandulifera
Lineage: Eukaryota; Viridiplantae; Streptophyta; Magnoliopsida; Ericales; Balsaminaceae
Product: dehydrodolichyl diphosphate synthase CPT3-like
Exons: 1
Coding region: 43-849 (268 amino acids)
Biological process (GO): polyprenol biosynthetic process
Cellular component (GO): endoplasmic reticulum
Source: RefSeq, a predicted model, not a curated record